AUGGCAACGACAUAUAAUGUUAAGCUAAAGAUAUAUGACUUAUCCCGAGGAAUGGUAAAAUUGUGGUCUCCGCUCUUAAUUGGGAAACAAAUUGGUGGAGUUUGGCAUACAGCCAUUUUGAUAUAUAACAUGGAGUAUUUUUACGGAGGAGGAAUAAUGUGUUUGCCUCCAUACGAAUUUGAAUCACAUUAUAACAUAAAACCAGUAGAAAUUAUAGAUAUGGGAGAAACUGAAGUAGAUAAAACCGUUUUUCAUGAUUACCUUGAUGGAAUUCGACCAAAUUUUACUACAGAUAAAUAUAAUUUAAUUAAUUGGAAUUGUAAUAAUUUUACUAAUGAAGCUUGUAAUUUUCUUCUUGGAAAAGGUAUUCCCCAAUAUAUUUUGAAUACACCAUAUGAAGUUAUGUCAACACCUAAAGGAAAGUUAAUAUUAGACAUGAUGCAGUCAUGCCAAACAUCUAUUGCACCGGGUAUGGAAAACAGUACCCCAAUUAAUAGUGAAGUAAAAAAUGAUAGCAAUAGUAAUAAUAAUGAUAGCCAAAAAAAUAAUGAAACUGUAUAUUCUAAACUCCCCAGCGUAUCUAUAGAUAAUUUUUUUACGGGGAAUAAAAUAAACAAUAUAUUUGAAGAUUAUUUAAAAAGUGAUAGAUAUAAUUCCAAUGAAAAAAAAAACUUUAUUAAUUUAUUAAAUUCAUUUUUUAGCAAAUUAAUUAACAAUCCAAAUAUAUUACAAAAUAGAAUAAUAUAUAAAAAAAAUAACGAAAUAUUUAAUAACAUUUCAAAUGAUUCUGAAUAUAAUAAAAUACUAUCUUAUAUUGGAUUUGUUAAAGGAUAUGUUGAAAUUGAUGAAAUAAAUAAUUUACAAAUUUUUACACUUUAUAUAGAUUCAACAUAUAGUAAAAAUUGUCCCACUUCAAAAAAUAUUGAUUUAUUUAUAAAUAAAAAAAUAUAUUUAAAAAGUUUAGAUUCAUCUAUUUAUAAAGUAGACCUAUUAUCUUUUAAAAAUAUUUCUGAAUAUGUUCUUGAUAGUAAUACAAAAAAAGCAAAUGAAGUUUACGUUUUUUUAUCAGAGUAUUUUAUAAGCAACCAUUAUGAUAUUACAAAUAGCAAAAAUGAUAAUAACAAUUUUAACACUAUAAAAAGUGCAAUUAGUUCAGAUAUGGAAACAGAAAAACGGUAUUUGGACAAUAUAUAUGAACUAGUAACAAAACACCUAAACUAG
Plasmodium vinckei vinckei is the source of this 1221-nucleotide messenger RNA. RefSeq names its product PPPDE peptidase domain-containing protein, putative. The transcript has 3 exons. The record is from RefSeq and is a predicted model, not a curated record. Gene Ontology annotation, biological process: protein modification by small protein removal. Gene Ontology annotation, molecular function: peptidase activity. NCBI's taxonomy places the organism in Eukaryota, Apicomplexa, Aconoidasida, Haemosporida, Plasmodiidae. Bases 1 to 1221 code for a protein of 406 amino acids.